Diuraphis noxia (Russian wheat aphid) is the source of this 1605-nucleotide messenger RNA. Its product is annotated as kelch-like protein 2. Gene Ontology annotation, molecular function: protein binding. NCBI's taxonomy places the organism in Eukaryota, Metazoa, Arthropoda, Insecta, Hemiptera, Aphididae. The record is from RefSeq and is a predicted model, not a curated record.
AAAAAGUGUGAGGUCUAUAAAAACAUGGAUACAAUAACUGACAUGACAAAUUCUGAUCAAAUUAAAGCUCUGAAAUACAAUGGAAUUGAACCAAAACAUUUUAGCAAUAGUCGUCACUCUGUUUGUGUACUUGAUGGCUUACAAUCUUUACGCAGGGGAUUUCAAACAGAUAAUUAUUUGAUCCAAAAUAUGUUUGAAUGUAUUAUUAAUUGGGUAAAUCACAAAUUGGAUUCUAGAAAAGAUUUAUUACCAAAAUUAGUGGAACAUGUGCGUUUGUCAUUAGUURCCCUGGAGUACUUAUUAAAAAAUGUAGUUGAAGAACCUCUCUUUAAAAAUAGCAUUGAAUGCAAAGAUUAUUUAAUUAAAGCUUUACAUUUCCAUCUGUAUAAAUUAAAACCAGAUAUUACAAUUCCACAAACAAUUUGUUGUUCUAGAGAGCCUGCUGGUUUAAAAAAUAUUGUUCUAGUUUUAAGUUGGUCUGAAACAAUAAAUAAGAUGUUAACAAACUGGUAUGACCCAACAACUGAUCAAUGGGAGAUUGCACCUGAAAUGACUGUAUGCCGUAAUUCAGCUCGUCUGUCCAUAAUAAAUAAUCAAUUCCUUUUUGCUGUGGGUGGUGUUUAUAUUAGUAAUUCUCGAUCUGUUGAAAUGCUUGAUUUAUUUUCAUUAUCGCCAAUUUGGGUACCAACAGUUAACAUGUUAGUUAAUCGAAAAUGGUUGGCAGUUGCUGUAUUAAAUGAUUGUAUAUAUGCUGUUGGCGGAUAUGAUGAUGAAUCAGAAAAUAAUUUACAGAGUGCGGAGGUUUUUAAUAUCAAUAUUCAAGAAUGGCGAAUGAUUUCCAGUAUGACAACUGAAAGAAGUUAUUUCAGUACUGCAGUACUCAAUAAUCGUUUGUAUGCGGUAGGAGGUUAUAACGGUUCCACUUAUUUGAAAUCUGUAGAAUGUUAUGAUCCUACACUUGAUAAAUGGACAAUAGUUGCAGAAAUGUCUGCAUAUCGUUCAGAUGUUAGUGUAGAAGUCUUGGACAAUGUAAUAUAUGCUGUUGGUGGUGAAAAUGACCUCGGAAUUCUCAAUAGUGUUGAGGCUUAUAAACUAAGUGAUGGUUAUUGGACUUCUGUAGCUGAUAUGCAUGAGUGUCGGGCUAAUGCGGGAAUAUUUGCUCUAAAUGGAUUAUUAUAUAUUAUUGGAGGAAAAAAUAAAGAAUCUGAUAGUCUGUUACCAGCUGCAAACCUCUUACAGUUGGACUACGUAAACGGUGCAUGCACUAAGUUCAUGCAAACACGAUUGCAUCCUUCAAAUUGUCUUGGUAUCAAAGCAUUUGCUGAUUUACAUAACUGUACGGAAUUGUUGUCCAUAUCUGAAGCAUACAUUAAAAAARAGUUUUUAUAUGUAGCUAAAUGCGAAGAAUUUUUAUCUUUAUCUUAUAAAGAAGUCAUUGAACUAAUCUCCUGUAAUGACCUAUUUGUUCCAUGUGAAGAAAAAGCGAACAAAAGGAGUGUAGUAUGCUAUUGUAUAUUAGAUAAUUUCCGAUCUAAACAAUCAUCUUGGGAAAUUAGUGUACCAAAUUUCGAGUUCAUUGAUAUAAAACGAGUGUUUAAGUUGUGA